Ruditapes philippinarum (Manila clam) is the source of this 575-nucleotide messenger RNA. RefSeq names its product activated RNA polymerase II transcriptional coactivator p15-like. Lineage: Eukaryota; Metazoa; Mollusca; Bivalvia; Venerida; Veneridae. Gene Ontology annotation, biological process: positive regulation of transcription initiation by RNA polymerase II. The record is from RefSeq and is a predicted model, not a curated record. The annotation marks the transcript as partial. The transcript is spliced from 3 exons. Gene Ontology annotation, molecular function: DNA binding; transcription coactivator activity.
UUACAGCCAAAGCCUAAAAAGAAGAAGCCAGAAAAGAAAGUAGAAAAAAAGGCAGAAAAAGCAGAGGCCCCAAAGAAAUCAUCAGAUGGCGCACAAAAAGGACCAGGUGGAGAAAUGAUGUUUCCGAUAGCAAGAAUGAGGUUUGCUACAGUGAGUGAAUUUAGAGGUAAAGUUAUGGUGGGCAUUAGAGAAUUCUAUGAAAAAGAUGGUGAAAUGAGGCCAGGCAAAAAAGGAAUCUCAUUAUCCAUGGAACAGUGGCAAAAACUGAAAGAACAAAUAGAUGAUAUAGAUCAAGCUGUGAGAGACAUUUCAUAGGAACAUUUCAAAUUUGUCUCUGUAGUAGUUUCAUUGGUCAUUAUAUGUAGUUCUAGUUGUUGUCAUCUGUCAAAACAUUACUGUAAAUUUGAUGGAAAAUUAAAAAGUGUAAAUCAAAUAUAAAGUCAUAAUUAUUAGUUAAAUGAUUACAAAUAUUAAAGUGAAAAACUUAUUAUAUUACUUACAAAAAGCAGACGUUAAAUCAAUGUAAAAAUACAAUAAAAGCAAAUAUUGUUUAUCAAUAAAGAUAUUAAAUCUAA